Messenger RNA from Penaeus monodon (black tiger shrimp), 1561 nucleotides. Its product is annotated as peptidyl-prolyl cis-trans isomerase FKBP2-like. Gene Ontology annotation, biological process: protein peptidyl-prolyl isomerization. NCBI's taxonomy places the organism in Eukaryota, Metazoa, Arthropoda, Malacostraca, Decapoda, Penaeidae. The transcript is spliced from 4 exons. Bases 146 to 574 code for a protein of 142 amino acids. Gene Ontology annotation, molecular function: peptidyl-prolyl cis-trans isomerase activity. The record is from RefSeq and is a predicted model, not a curated record.
UAUCACACAUUAAUUGCAAAGAUUAAAGUUCCAGCAGGCGAAUCGAACACACUCCCGGCUCGACCAAUCAGCGACUGACGUCUCGUUGUUUACACUUUUCACAGUCUUGGAAGUUGAAAGCCUCGUCCUCAUACAGAAGUACAAAAUGCGUGUAGAUCUUGGAUUAAUCAUCUUGUUGGCGGCUUGCUCAGUAGCUUCUGCAGAAGAUGAAAAGAAGAAGGAAAAAGUAAAAAAACUGCAAAUUGGAGUCAAAAAACGUGUUGACAACUGUACUCUCAAAAGUCGUAGAGGUGACUUACUACACAUGCAUUAUGCAGGUAAACUAGAAGACGGCACUGAGUUUGACAGCAGUUACCCUCGUGGUCAGCCCCUCACAUUCACCUUAGGUUCUGGACAAGUGAUUAAAGGCUGGGACCAAGGCCUCAUUGGAAUGUGUGAAGGAGAGAAGAGAAAGCUCGUAAUUCCAUCUGACCUCGGGUAUGGAGCCUCUGGUGCCCCCCCAAAGAUCCCCCCACAUGCGACCUUGGUCUUCGAGGUUGAGCUUGUUAAGAUUGAGCGUAAAGAAGAACUCUGAAAGGAAGCAACAAACAGUUUGUAUUAUGAUACAUUAUGAUAUUUUUCAAUAUGACCUAAUUUUCUAUCCUGUCCUCAAGGAAACCUUUUACUGCCAUUUAAAGAAAAAACAUAAUGAAUCUGAUAUAUUUUGUUUGAAGUUCACUAGACCUUUCUGUAUUUAAGCAAAUUCACAAUUUUGAAGAUUGUUAUUCAUUAUUGUAAAUGGUUUACAUCAUCUGCAAAAUGAAGUGAAUCCCAUAACUGUCACCUGCACUAAAUAAAUUCUUUACGGAAAUCAGUGUCUUUAUUACUAGUGUCCAGUGGUGUUAUUUUUCAUCUGUAGGAAAUAUGUAUUUUGUAUAUAUGUUUCAUUACAUUAUUCAAAAUAGUUCUUUUUUAUGUUACUGUACUUUUUGUGCAAGUGAUUUAUUCAUAUCUUUAUAUUGGGUGUAUGCAUCUUUACAAAAUGUACCUUUAAGCUAACUUAUAAUGGAUCUAAUGUAAAGAUUUAUAAGUUUUCCAUGUUAUGGUCAUGACACCUACAUGACCCACCUACAUACGGCUUCAUGUUGUUGGCACAUACAUGAUAUCAUAUGUGAGAGUAAAUGACUUAUCUUUCCUAUAAAAUUUGAAAAACAGAGGAUGAAGAAAAUAAUAUAUUUUUUAAGACUACCACUACCUCAAAUGACUUAAGGAAUAGUUUACUCUGUCAUUAAAUAGUUUGGUGAGAUGUCCCAUUCUACAAGAACAUUUAUAGAAGAAAAGAAAACAGCUCUAUAGCAGUUCCAAAUGCCUCACAGAAGGCCAUGAUCUUUGUGUUCACAGUGAAACUUCCAUUUUUUCUGCCUGAGAACUGUUUAUUUUUAGCAUAACUUAUAUAGCAUUUGACUAAGCCUGUUUUUAAAAGUUUUGGUGGCUGAGUGUAUGAUUACCUGCAAUAGCUUUGUACAAGAUAAAAUGUCAAUCAGUGUUCACAGAGUAAUAAAAAGGACCACAGAUAAAUGGA